This is a messenger RNA of Penicillium verhagenii, 2436 nucleotides long. RefSeq names its product isochorismatase family protein family. NCBI's taxonomy places the organism in Eukaryota, Fungi, Ascomycota, Eurotiomycetes, Eurotiales, Aspergillaceae. Gene Ontology annotation, biological process: DNA alkylation repair; DNA repair. The transcript has a single exon. Gene Ontology annotation, cellular component: nucleus. Bases 1 to 2436 code for a protein of 811 amino acids. The record is from RefSeq and is a predicted model, not a curated record. Gene Ontology annotation, molecular function: dioxygenase activity.
AUGAGCUUCUUCUCAUUUAACGACAUCCCCACUAUCAAAACGCGCAAGGCCCUCUUGUUGCUCGACUUCCAAAAUGACUUCGUUCGCCCGUCCGGAGCCCUCCACACCCCCAAUACCGCCGAGAUCCUUGAGUCGUUACCUCCCCUCGCAGCCGCAUUCCGCAAAGUUGGCGAUGUAAUUUGGGUUCGUUCACAAUAUGAGUCCCCCCAGUCUAUCGCGGACUGGAAUUUCGGUGAUCGCAUCGUCUUGGCAAAAGAGCCGCCCAAGAAACAUUCUUUACCCAAGUCCGAGGUAAUCGAAGUUGGCUCCGAUCGCGAUUCUCCAGAGCCCGUUGAUGCCGAGGCCUUUUUAUCAUCUCAAUCACCUAUCUGCUGUGCCGCACAAACCGCUGGUUUUCAGUUUCCCGCGCCCGUACUUGCGGCAAUCAACCCCGCUCAUGAUACCGUGUUGGACAAGACUGGGUACUCUGCUUUGGAGUCGAAUGACCUCGUUCUCUCAUUUCGGACUCGAUUUGUAACCGAAGUUUAUCUUUGUGGUUCCUUAUCAAACGUCUCGGUAUACGCCACUGCCCUAGACGCCGUACGCAAUGGCUUUUCGGUCACUCUGAUUGAAGAUUGUCUGGGAUUCCGCGAUUUCGGGCGUCAUCGGGAAGCAAUGCGCCGCAUGGCAGACAUUCUUGGCGCAACUGGCUUAACCGCCGAGGAGCUCUGCCAGGAGUUAGACUGGGAGGAGACAGAUGCUAUUGCUCGGGGCACACCACAAACCAAACGACCCGCUGGUGCAUCGCUUGGCCUUGAAAGUGUUUUGGAUACUUUGAUGGUUGAAGCGGAUGGACCAGAAGAAUCACGAGAGGAAGAUCCAGAAGAGACAUUGAGUUUAGCGGGUAUCGCCUCUCUCACCCGGCUGCAUCGGAGCGCCGCAGGUGCUGGGCGGCAUCCCGCCGAGGGAAAGAAGCAAGUACGCUCCCGAGUUCGCCGAACCAAGCGACCUCCGCCCCCGGAUGCUUUAGACGGAGCAAGCGAUGCCAUCAAACGGCCGUCUACAAAUACAGCACGCAAAAUUGAUGAACCUGCUAUUGGCGAGGGUGAUUCGCGUCUUGUCCCGGAACUUGAUAUUCCCGGAGAUGUCUUUGAACGCAUUCGAAGCGAGGUAUCUUGGCAGAAAAUGUAUCAUCUAUCUGGCCAGGUGCCCCGACUAGUCGCGGUCCAGGGCCAAAUUGAGACCAACUCGGCCAUUCCAAUCUAUCGACACCCUGCCGACGAGUCACCACCCUUGAAGCCAUUCACAUCUGCUGUUGACGAAGUUCGCAUUGUAGUCGAGCAGAUUUUAGGCCACCCACUGAAUCAUUGUUUGAUCCAACUUUACCGAGAUGGACAGGAUCAUAUCUCCGAGCACUCCGACAAGACAUUAGACAUCGUCCGAGGCUCUUCUAUCUGCAAUGUCAGUUUGGGGGCCCAACGAGUCAUGGUUCUUCGCACCAAAACCUCCUCGGAACAGAAAGAUGAAACCGAAUCAGGCCGAACCACACAACGUGUGACACUUCCGCAUCGGUCCCUCUUUAUCCUUGGCCAGAAAACCAAUAUGCGCUGGUUGCAUGGAAUUCGGCCGGAUAAACGCUCAGAGAGCGCCAAAUCUACAGAAGAACGAGCUUACGGUGGAGAGCGCAUCUCAUUGACUUUCCGACAAAUCGGUACAUACCUUCAUCCAACUGCCGGUUUGAUCUGGGGCCAGGGCGCCGUGGCGAAAUUAGAGGAUCAAGCUCGACCCGCUGUCCAUGGGAACCCCGAAGAGACAGACCGAAUGAUACGUGCUUUUAGCCAGGAAAAUCGCUUGUCAGAGUUCGAUUGGAGAGCCGUUUAUGGUGGUGGCUUUGAUGUGGUCAAUUUUGUGACUGCGUCGCCUGCGAAACUGACACUAUGUGCAGAUUCAAUGGCAAACCUACGAGUGUGCCUUGGCCUGAGAGAAAAUGGCCUUCGAUACGAGAUUAACACCAAACCAGAAAUGGAAACCAAUGAGAACCCAUCCAGACUUCCUACUUAUGUUGAUUCCCAGGGAACAACUGUCACUGGUGAUUUGGCUAUCUUGAGACAUCUUGCUUCUCGACCCACCGAAAGUUCGCGACCUGGAGUCGAUAUCUUAAGGGGUGGGAGCCAUCUUGCGCGGAUAGAAGAUUUGCAGCUAGAAUGGCGUGAACAUUAUGCAAGCAAGCCCAUGGAAGAGUUCACCGGUGGUCUUCGACAUUGGGAGCGUGCGCUAGAGGGGCAGCAUUAUUUGGGAGGCACGGUGUUUGGCAUCGACGAUUGUGGACUUUGGCCGAUCUUAUGGGAGAUAGUUCACACUCAAGGCUCUUUAGAUGCUCGAUUUGCCAACUUGACCCAAUACUAUUACCGGGUUGAGAAACGGGGCAUUGUUCGAAGCAUCUUGGAGUCCCGAUAA